AUGAUAAGCAUACUGAUUUUUACUCUUUUUUUAUUAAAAUACUUUGCAAUGGAAAACUUAAACCCCUAUGAAACUAAUGAUCAUAACCCAACAGUUUUAACUACUAUUGAAUGCAAGGCUUUGCAAAUACCCAAAAAACGAGGAUUCAGAAGCUUCUUAAAAUUCGUUUCCAAUGACAUGGAAAAAUCGUUCCAAUACCUAAUGAUCAGCGAAGAGAAGCAUAUGUAUAAAGUGUCUGAAAACUUAGGGGGAAAAUUACCUGAUUAUUUAUGGAGUUAUUAUGCUUUGUGCUUAAUUUAUAUGCUGAUUUAUAUAGUUUCGUAUGUAAAGGAUGAUUCUUCAUCAAGCAGCUUCACUUGCCAGAUUUCGUUAAUUUGUGGUCAAAUGAUAAUUAAUUCUUUGAUUUAUUGACUUGCAUUUUCAACGAAUAUUUUCAGAAUUUUGAGGAUUCAAGUUUUGUCAUUUUCUUAUAUAAUGAUAGGAGCAAUUUUGAUACUUAAUAAUGGGCCGGUCCAAGUGUGAAUGCUUGACGAGAAAUCUGAGACAUAUUUUUCAUGCUUGCCGGGCCUUUUAGUUCUUUUAACAGUAUCACAGUUUAUAACACAUUUCAGCUUUGCUAAUUAUUUCAGAGAUAAUGCUAUUAUCGCAUCAAUUUAUAUUGUGCUUCACCUUUUCUCUGACCAAAAACUUGCUGUUACAUUAUUUGAAUUUGGGAUUUUCGUCUUAAGGAUUUUCUUCGAAACUCGAAAAUUUUAUAUCAAAGAACUUACAUUACGUCACAGAUUUUACAAUAAGCAGGCAUAUAGUGAAAAAGUUGUGGACUCGGCAAGAUCAGAGCCACAAACCGAAAUUGAAGGAAUUACCGAAUUUUUGUGUGAGUGUUUAACUCUCGCGAAAUCUUUGAAGCAUAGUCCUAAUGAAAUUGAAGAUAAAGCUUCAUUGAUUGCUGAACGAAUUAAAAAGGUCCUUCAAGUUUUGAAAUCCAAAGCAAAUAUAUAUACUCCUAAUAUUGAAGUAAUUACAAGAAAUAUGACUGAAGAAGACAAAUUAUUUGUAAAACAAACAAUUAUUGAAACUUCAGCUAAAGAAGUUUCGUCAUCUAAAACAAAAAUUAAAAAGAGAGACACUGAUAGGAUAAAGUUAAUAACAAAAUCUUAUAAUUUCCAAGAAUUAGAAGGCAUCUUAAAACAGCUCGGAAAUAAUUGAAAUUUCGAUAUGUUUUUCUUAAAAGACUGUUCAAGUGGUAAGCCUCUAGCGACAAUUGGUAAAUAUUGUAUAGAUAAAUAUGUCCUAGAUGAGCUGCUUAGUGUGAACGAAAAUAUCAUCGCAAACUUUUUUGAUCGUCUGGAAUCUCAAUACAAUGACAAUCCUUACCACAACUCUACACAUGGGGCCGAUGUACUUGCCUCUGUAAUUUAUUUUAUUAAAAAAUCAGUUUUAUCCGAACUUUUAGAUGAUAUCGACCUUUUGGCCGUAAUUGUAGCAACCCUUGGGCAUGAUGUAGGCCAUCCUGGCCUCACAAAUCGUUUCCUCAUUAAUAACCAUGAUACUCUUGCUAUUGAAUAUAAUGAUAUUUCAGUACUCGAAAUGAUGCACAGCUCAUCAAUUUUUAUUAUCAUGAAAGCACUUGAUGCUGAUAUUUUCCAAAAUUUAUCACCAGAGCACUAUACAACUGUCAGAAAAUUAAUUAUAGAAAUGGUUUUAGGCACAGAUAUGAGCAAACAUUGGGACUUCCUCACAGCUUUUAAAGCAAAAAAUGUUAGCGGACAUUUAAAACAAUUAGAAACUGCAGACCAGAAAAUUGACGUGCUAAAGCUUAUAGUAAAAGGCGCUGAUAUUGGCCACUCUGCGAAAUCUCAGGAUUUGCAUAAAAAGUGAAGCUUUUUAGUAAUUGAAGAAUUUUUCAACCAAGGGGAUAUCGAGAAGAUGAAAAAGCUGCCGGUAUCGAUGUAUUGUGACAGAAAUAACACUGAUAUUCCAAAAUCUCAGAUAGGUUUUAUUAAAAAUAUUGUGCUUCCGCUAUAUGAAGUCAUGUCAAAUUAUUUAGCUUCUGAAUUAAUUGAAGAAAAUUGUGUCAAGGAAAUACAAAAUAAUUUGGUGAUGUGGGAAAGUGAAACCCUCGCAAUACGGUGCAAAACUAUGGUGCCUGCCAAUGAAACACUGCUAGUAGAAAAACUAGAAGUAGAGAGUCCUGGGGAGAGGAAAACCAGGAGAUAUGGCACUUCUCGUGCUUUGCUUGAUCCUACGAAAAUUUCGUGAGAAGAUUAA
Messenger RNA from Blepharisma stoltei, 2268 nucleotides. NCBI's taxonomy places the organism in Eukaryota, Ciliophora, Heterotrichea, Heterotrichida, Blepharismidae. The record is from the annotation of a GenBank genome assembly.